AACUUGAAGAAACAAAAUCUGAAGAAAGAAGAUAAAUCUGUCGAGAAAAUGAAGUUUGGUUUCGCAGCUCUUGUUGUUUUUGUGGUUUUGCUGUCACCAUCAGUGUAUGGAGCAGAAAGCGACGUGCUUCGAGUCUUUGACGAGAAUUUACAAUUGACUGAGGAGGAGAUGGAAGAAUACAUGAAGCAAGCGGAUCUGGAAAAAUAUGGUUUUAAGAGAACCGAGGAGACCACCUUUGAAACGGAUGAAAAUGGCGAGAAAAGGAAAAGGAGAACCAUCUACUACAAGGUCACCGAUGAUUGCUCUCGAGUUAUGUUCUGGGAAGGAAUCCUUGAACAACGCUUGCCAGAGAAAUUGAAAAGUCUGAGAAUCCUUUCAACCACCGUGAAAGAAAUUCAGAAUCGUAUUGCUGGCAGGAAGACAAAGGAAUGCACAGUCGGUUUAGAGAUUCAUCUAGAUCGACGUCGCAAGUCCAGUGGAAGCAAACGUAGUAUUGCUGGUGGCCGUGGAUGCAUUGGUAUUUGCUGGAGUGCGGCCAUCGUUUACGGCAACUAAGGUGUGUCAUUGGACGAUUAUAAACGGAAAACGGAAAAAGUGUCUUGAUAAAAUAAUGUAUUAGUAGUAACCUACCUUCAAUGUUGUAGUCUUUCU
Molecule: messenger RNA, 651 nt
Organism: Dendronephthya gigantea
Lineage: Eukaryota; Metazoa; Cnidaria; Anthozoa; Malacalcyonacea; Nephtheidae
Exons: 2
Coding region: 49-555 (168 amino acids)
Source: RefSeq, a predicted model, not a curated record